Molecule: messenger RNA, 1689 nt
Organism: Aaosphaeria arxii CBS 175.79
Lineage: Eukaryota; Fungi; Ascomycota; Dothideomycetes; Pleosporales
Product: alpha/beta-hydrolase
Exons: 2
Coding region: 1-1689 (562 amino acids)
Source: RefSeq, a predicted model, not a curated record
AUGGACCGAUCGCUGCGCACCUGGUUCUGGAGAUCCGCCAUCCUCUGGCAGUCGGUAUGCAUCAUUGCAGCUGACCCGACCGUCACAGUGCUCAAUGGCACAUACGAGGGCUUCCACUUAUCAAACUUCAACCAAGACAUCUAUCUCGGAAUUCCAUAUGCGCAGGACACUGGAGGUCAAAAUCGAUUCCGGAUACCACAAUCACUAAACGAGACAUGGAACGGCACGCGCGAGGCCAAACAAUACGGCCAUGCCUGCCCUGACUUCCGCCCGGACUCAGACGCGGAGUACGGUAUGAGCGAGGACUGCUUGAGCAUCAACAUCAUCAAACCCGCGAGCUUGAAAGAAGGUGAAAAGGUGCCAGUUGUUGUCUGGAUUCAUGGUGGUUCGUAUCAGGUCGGCACGAGUGGACUGCCCAAUUACAACUUGACGUACUUUGUGCAACGAUCUGUGGACAUUGGCAAGCCGAUCAUUGCGACGAGUAUCAACUACCGGAAAGGUGGAUGGGGUAUGAUGUAUUCACGCGAGAUACAGGGAACUGGAAAUACGAAUCUGGCGCUUAGAGACAUGAGGAAAGGGUUGGCUUGGAUAUCAGAAAAUAUCGGGGCGUUUGGAGGUGAUAAAGAUACUGUUACUAUCUGGGGAGAAUCGGCCGGUUCAUUUGCCGUUGGCCAAUUGCUCAAUUCCUAUGGAGGCGAUACUGGCGGUCUAUUCCACCGAUCCAUUCAAGAAUCAGGUUCAGCCUCCACCGCUUGGUACAAUGGCUCGGACUGGUACCAGCCAAUAUACGACAAGAUAGUCCAACAGACAGAAUGCUCAGACCAGCCCGACACUCUCGAAUGCCUCCGCACCGUCCCCUACGAAACCAUCUUCCCCUUCCUCGACUCCACCAAAGUCGGCGGACCCGGCUUCUACCCCACCGUCGACGGCGACAUCAUCCCCAACUACCCCAGCGAACAACUCUCCUCGGGCCGCUUCGCCCACAUCCCUCACCUCUACGGUAGCAACUCCGACGAAGGCACCGACAACGCACCCCCUGGAAUCAUCAACACCACCCAAGACCUCCGCAACUACCUCCUCAUCUCCACAGGCUACGACUUCCCUACUACCGUCGUCGACGAAAUCCUGCGUCUCUACCCCGACGAUCCCACCCUCGGCAUCCCCCUCGACACCGGCACCGAACGCUUCGCAGCCCAAGGCUUCCAGUACAAACGCGCCGCCGCCAUCAUCGGCGACACAUUCUACCACGCACCCCGCCUCACCGACGCCCGCGCCUUCUCCGCCCACGCCCCGACCUACAUCUACCGCUUCAACACCCGCCCCUUCGUCAACGCCACGACCGCCAACUUCACCGACACCCUCGGCUCGCUCGCCCCGGCGCACAAGGGCGUCCAGCACUUCUCAGAAGUCGCCUUCGUGUUCGCGAACCCCGCGUUCGUGGGACCCUGGCCAGAGUACAGGGCCCUCAGCGACCAGAUGAGCGCUCAAUGGAUCAACUUCAUCGUCUCUGGGGAUCCGAAUGCGGAGGGGCUGCCGAAGUGGCCGACGUAUGGGGAGGGGGAACGGGGACUGAAUCUGGUGCUGCAGGCGAGGGGCAGGGGGCAGAAUGGGAGUUUUGUGGAGGAGGAUACGUGGAGGGUUGAGGGGAGGGAGUUUUUGAGCCGGUGGGCGAGGAGGAGACAUGUUUGA